ACAGGACUUUGAUCGAAAUCCUCUGAACUCUUUCUCAAGAAUUACGACAGAUUUCGAAUUUUCGUUUUCAAUGGAGAAGGGGAAGAAGAGGUUGGCCGUUCUAGUCGGGUGCAAUUACCCGAACACCCAGUACGGGCUGCAUGGGUGCAUCAACGACCUGCUUGCCAUGCGAGAGGUGCUUGUGAAACGGUUCGGGUUUGACCCGCAAAAUGUGGAGCUCCUUAUGGAUGCUCCGGGCUCUCCGGUUCUGCCCACAGGCACAAACGUUAAGGCAGCGCUCGACAGGAUGGUGGACCGGGCCGAGGCGGGAGACGUCCUGUUCUUCCACUACAGUGGACACGGGACCAGGAUUCCUCGACCGAGGCACAAGCUUCCCUUAUGGCAGGACGAAGCAAUUGUGCCCUGUGAUUUCAAUCUCAUUACCGACAUGGAUUUCCGGCAUAUGGUGAACCGGCUACCGAAAGGUUCAAGCUUCACCAUCCUGUCCGACUCAUGCCACAGCGGCGGCCUCAUCGACAAGGAGAAGGAGCAGAUCGGCCCAUACACCGCCCUCUGCGACGGCGGCGCGUCUCUCUCACACGCCCCCAGGACCAUUCCCUUCAACUCCCUCCUCCACCACCUUUCCUCACUCACGAAGAUCAACACCUCCGACAUCGGGACCCACCUCCUCGAGUGCUUCGGCUCCGAGGCCAGCCUCCGCUUCCGCAGGACACUGGAGGAGCUGGACGCCCCAAUCGACCUGCCAGUGAAGCCGGACGAGGGGAUCCUGCUGAGCGGGUGCCAGGCGGAAGAGACAUCGGCUGACAUGAGCCCCUCGGCGGCUGCAGCCGGUGGAGCGGGGAAGGCGUACGGGGCAUUCAGCAACGCGGUGCAGAUAGUGCUGAGGGAGAACGCAGGCCGGCGGCUGAGCAACAGAGAGGUGGUUGCGGCGGCGAGAGCGGUGCUGAGGGCCCAGGGAUUCGCGCAGCACCCUUGCCUCUACUGCAGCGACGAGAACGCCGAUGCCCCCUUCCUCUGGCGGCCUGAGCCUGCCGAGGAGUGAUGAACCUCACGAAAAUUAUCGAGGAGCCUACCGCUUAAUCCCGAUCCACACGAUAAAUUCUCUUAUUUUCGCAUGUUUUCCAUUGCCCGAAAUGUACUCCAAAAAUCUAUAUGAAAAUAAAAUCCGGGGCCAAUUUCAAUAUACAUCCUAUAAUUUAAGA
Messenger RNA from Punica granatum (pomegranate), 1202 nucleotides. NCBI's taxonomy places the organism in Eukaryota, Viridiplantae, Streptophyta, Magnoliopsida, Myrtales, Lythraceae. The record is from RefSeq and is a predicted model, not a curated record.